Messenger RNA from Capsella rubella, 597 nucleotides. RefSeq names its product putative BTB/POZ domain-containing protein At2g40440. The transcript has a single exon. The coding region runs from base 1 to 597 and encodes 198 amino acids. NCBI's taxonomy places the organism in Eukaryota, Viridiplantae, Streptophyta, Magnoliopsida, Brassicales, Brassicaceae. The record is from RefSeq and is a predicted model, not a curated record. Gene Ontology annotation, molecular function: protein binding.
AUGGCUGAACAAGCUUUCAUGGAUGGACUAAGUGAGGUAAAAGAAGCCUGUUACCUCUCAGAUAUCGUAGUGAGAAGUGCGGAUAGCUUUUCCCCUGGGAUAAAGGCUCACAAGCUCAUCUUACGAGCAAGAUCGACUGUGGUGAAAGGAAUGUUGGCAAGUGGUGAGGAGUCGCUCACUGUUCCAGAUAUGAAUUUUGAAGAGCUGGAUACAUUUUUGAGCUUCUUAUACACGAGAACUGGUACUAUUCCUCAGGGUCUUCUUGAAAAGCACAGCAAGUCCCUCUACAAGGCUGGAGUUACAUAUGACAUCCCUCAUCUCUGUGACAUCGCUGCAGCAGAAAUUAUACGCUCUAUGAAGCUGGAUCAUUCAGAGUGUCUCAGUAUCUUAUCUUUGAACCAAAGGUUGCUGAAUGGCACAACUUAUACAGAAAACACUCUUCACUACAAAAAGAUCCAAGGAGCUGCUUUGGAUGUUGGGGUUCAAUAUCUACUUAUGAGGCUUGAAUCGGGAUCUCUUCUAGACCUUGUCAAGACUGAGCCUGAACUGGUACUGAAGAUUAUGUGUUGGUAUAUCAAAAAUGUAAGUCCUGAGUAG